Molecule: messenger RNA, 4170 nt
Organism: Delphinapterus leucas (beluga whale)
Lineage: Eukaryota; Metazoa; Chordata; Mammalia; Artiodactyla; Monodontidae
Source: RefSeq, a predicted model, not a curated record
GCUGCGGGAGGCGGGGGCGGUGCCUGGUUCCGAGGCUCUGGGUGCGGCUGGGACGCUCCUUCCCCCUGCGUUGGCGGUGGGUUUCCUGUCGGGGGUGGUCCUCUUCCCCCCUCCUCGACUCCCGCUUUGGACUUGGUGGCCGAUGACGUUCUGUCUCGUGGAAGGCGAAGCCCGGGUUACUGCCACAGCCACGAAGCCGCGAGCAUUUAGCCCUUUUGGGAAGAUGCUACUCGUCUUUUGGGAACUUGUGUUGGAGCAGCCAGGGGGUAGAAUAUUUGCAGGGGUGAAGCGGUCUGAGGUGAUAUGAGUCUUUUGACAUGCUGAGGUCGUGCAGGGGCUUUUACCUGCACGUUUUAUGCAUUUCAAGUAUGGACUGUAUGCGCCCCGCCCUCCUAACUCAGGGUGUGAAUCGAGGCCAGUGGGGGAGCAGAAAAAGCAGAGCCCCUCCAGGCUACAGAAGAAGCCCGACUUUUGAGGGCACUGUCUGCAGGAGCCGUGUCAGUUCCAAAAGCUCCAGUCCUUCUCUGAGAGGGAGACCAGGUGAUGGCAGCCAUGCUUCUGACAGCCUGGCCCCAGGUGAGCUGUGGGUCCUUCAGCUCUUCCUCUGAGCAGUUUCACAUUGAAGAAAACUGAGAAGGGAAUCUGGAUUCCUUGUCUUAUCCAAGUCACACGAUGAAUGACUCACAGAAGUGCCCACAAGUUGGACUAGAAUUGUUGAUGGGUGGAGGCCCGUAGAAUCAAGCAAGACAGGUCCUGGCAGAGAGCAGCUGAGAGGCAAAUCGCCGCCAGUGUGUCCCCAAGGUUGUUACAGAAGGCCGAGGUGGGUAGAGCGAGGGCAGCCAGAAGAGGCAGCUGCCCGGAGGGGAGGGGGUGGCCCUGGGAGCGGCUCGGCCAUCAGCCCUGAUGGUGGAGCCUGUGCUGAGCGCCGAGUGCCGAGUGAUGCAGAGGAGCAGCUGAAAAGAUGGCUGACCUCCCUUCUUUCCCAAACCUCCUUGGAGAGACAGUGAAGCCUUGGGUGAAGUUGGACAGGAUGAGGCUUGACUGGGAGAGGGUAACAGAAAAUGGGUUUUUGGCGAGAGCCAUUUGCAAGCAGGAUGGGCUGCCUGCUCUCACCCCUCCCUCCACCUCCACGGUGCCCAGCCGAUCUAGGCAGCACUGAGCUUUCUCUGCUGAAGGCGCUGGAGCAGAGGCUAUGCAGCCUUUUGUAGGGGGGUCUAUGAUAGAAAUCAGGUGGGACUGGGUGAGAUGGAAGCCAUGCCUGUUCUUUGGGCGUGGCUUGAGGUUUGAGGGUGAGGGCGAGGGCGAGGAAGUGAGAAAGCCUGUGGGUGGGUCCAGAGCUACUUCCCCCAGUGAGGGCACAGCCUGACUGAAAUAAAGCAGUUGCGUUAGGGGAACUUGGUCAUGGGAGGUGUUUUUCUUUCAUCUCAACUUAUGUCAUCCUUUGUAAGUGUGAAAUAUGGCAUGAGGUUUCUCUGCUGUGAGCCAGGUCUGAUAUUCCAUGCUUUACCUUCCAAGUGUUUUUCUCAAAUCUUUCCCCCUGUUAUUAAUUUUGUGCUCUUCACAAGCCCCUCCUCAAGCCCUCAUACUGCCCUCUGCCCCUCACCUAGGGCAUGAGCCAUGGAAUUGGCCCCUAGGGCAGCAGGAACCUGUUGUUUCAGAAGUCGGUGACCUUUGAGGACGUGGCUGUGUACUUCACCCAGACGGAGUGGGAUGGCCUGUCCCCUGCACAGAGGGCUCUGUACAGGGAUGUGAUGCUGGAGAAUUAUGGGAAUGUGGCCUCCCUGGGAUUUCCCCUUCUCAAACCUACUGUGAUCUCACAGCUGGAGGGAGGAGGUGAGCUGGAGGGCCCAUCUCCACUGGCCUCUGGAACAGGCACAGGCCCCCAGGGCCUCUGGACUGUAAAUAUUGAUAUCCAGACUGACAAUAAUUUGACAGAGGAAAUAUAUGAAGAAAAACAUAAUACAUCAUUUGAACUUCAAAGGAACUCUUCCCAGGAAACAGACUUUUCAGAAACUUAUAUUCUAGAGAAACAGCAGGAAGUCCACUCAGUAGGAAGUAUGGAGAAAGAAAACAGGAGUGUCAUUGAUGGGACAGUGAAAGACAAUAUAAGCCCCAUGGAGGAGUGUUUCUUUAGGCAAAGUCCAAACUUGAAUCAGUGUCAUACCAUCUCCACUGGAGAGCAGUCCCCUGAGUGUACAGGAUUGGAGAAAGCCUUCAGCUUUGACACAAAACUUAUUCAACAUGAAAUAAUAAAUUCCGGGGAAAGACCUUUCAAAUGUGAAGAAUUAGUGGAAAGCUUUAGGUGUAACUCUCAACUUAAUCAGGAUCAAGAUAGCUACACUGGGGAGAAGCCCCAUCAGCGUAAGGAGUGUGGCAAAGCCUUUAGCGUUAAUGCAAAAUUAAUUUGGCAUCAAAGACUUCACAGUGGGGAGAAGCCCUUCAAAUGUGUAGAGUGUGGAAAAAGCUUCAGUUACAGUUCCCAUUAUAUCACACAUCAGACUAUCCACAGUGGGGAGAAGCCCUAUCAGUGUAAGGUGUGUGGGAAAGCCUUCAGCGUUAAUGGGAGUCUGAGUAGGCAUCAGAGAAUCCAUACAGGAGAGAGGCCCUAUCAGUGCAAGGAGUGUGGGAAUGGCUUUAGCUGCAGUUCUGCAUAUAUCACACAUCAGAGAGUUCACACUGGAGAGAAACCUUACGAGUGUAAUGACUGUGGGAAAGCUUUCAAUGUUAAUGCAAAAUUAAUUCAACAUCAGAGGAUCCACACUGGAGAGAAACCUUAUGAAUGUAAUGAGUGUGGGAAAGGCUUCAGGUGCAGCUCCCAGCUUAGGCAGCAUCAGAGCAUCCACACUGGAGAGAGACCCUAUCAGUGUAAGGAGUGUGGAAAAGCCUUUAGUAAUAAUGCAAAACUCAUUCAGCAUCAAAGAAUUCACACAGGGGAGAAACCCUAUGAGUGUACUGAAUGUGGAAAAGCCUUUGGCGUCAAAGGGAAGUUAAUCCAGCACCAGAGAAUCCACACGGGUGAGAAACCCUAUGAGUGUAAAGAAUGUGGAAAAGCCUUCAGGUGUAAUUCCCAGCUUCGGCAGCAUCUGAGAAUCCACACCGGGGAGAAGCCCUAUGAGUGUAAUGAGUGUGGAAAGGCCUUCAACGUUAAUGCAAAACUAAUGCAGCACCAGAGGAUUCACACUGGGGAGAAGCCCUUUGAAUGUAAUGAGUGUGGGAAAUGUUUUACUUCUAAAAGAAACCUGCUUGAUCAUCACCGAAUCCACACUGGAGAAAAGCCUUAUCAGUGUAAGGAAUGUGGGAAAGCCUUCAGCAUCAAUGCCAAACUAACUAGGCAUCAGAGAAUACACACUGGGGAGAAACCAUUCAAGUGUAUGGAAUGUGAGAAAGCAUUUAGCUGUAGUUCUGACUAUAUUGUACAUCAGAGAAUCCAUACUGGAGAGAAACCCUUUCAAUGUAAGGAGUGUGGAAAAGCCUUCCAUGUUAAUGCCCAUUUAAUUCGGCAUCAGAGAAGCCACACUGGGGAGAAACCCUUCAGAUGUGUGGAGUGUGGCAAAGGCUUCAGCUAUAGUUCUGACUGUAUCAUACAUCAGACUGUCCAUACUUGGAAGAAACCCUAUGUGUGUAAUGUGUGUGGGAAAGCCUUCAGGUUUAGCUUCCAACUUAGUCAGCAUCAGAGUGUCCAUAGUGAAGGAAAAUCCUAAUAAGGAUGUAGAAAACUGUCAAGGUUAAUGCUGAACUAGAUUAAGUAUCCUCAGAUUCACCCUGAGAGAGAAAUGGAUAUAGCAGAGUCUUCACAAGGAAACAAAUCUUUUCCAUUUUAUUCAAUUUUAGAUCAAGAAUGACAAUCAGUUUUACAUCCAAAAAUAAGUGGUUUGUUUUAUACCAACAACCAAUAGAAAAUAUAAUGAAAAGAAAAUAUCUCAUUCCCAACAGCAUCAAGAAAAGUUGAUUUUCUAGAUAUAAACUUACUAGGACCUAUGUGGAGAAAUUAUAAAUCUCUGCUGAGGGGCACAAAAGGAAAGUUAAAUAAAUGGGGGGAGAGAGAGUGAUACCUUGUUCUUAGAUAGAAAAACUCAUAAAGAUACUACCUACCUAAAUUAAUUUAUUGCCCUUUUACUUUUGACAACAAGCAUGCAUCACUUUUGUAAAGAGGAAAAACAAUAAAGAGUU